AGGAGGCAGCCGCGGCCGGAGCGAGCCGAGGCGGGGAGGUUCCCGGGGCUCCGCUCCGCUGUGGAGGCGCCUCCUCGGGAAGGCAAGCGGCCGGGGGACCCGCAGGAGCUGCAAGCGGGGCGCGUCAAGCCUUCUGGUCUUUGGCAUCCCCCCCCUUUGCAAGACAUGAACCCCUCGACCUUGGAGAUGCACCCCUAUGAAUGCAACGAGAAACACCACUGCUUGGCAACCAUGGAGCCAGGCCCAUCAUUGGCAGGAGACUGGGAAAUCACGGAAGAGGAAGAGGAGAAGGAGGAAGAUAGCAGCCAGUUCUUGAACGUGCACAUGCGCCGGUCCCGGACCUUGAGAGGAUCCAGUCACACCUUCGAUUCCUUCCGAAGGCACAGCUGGGAGCCUGGAAAAGUGCUGGAAGAUGACCCAGAUUUUGACCAGCGAAGCUUAAGUUUGAAAGAACUGGCACCCGGGGAACUUGACUCCACGGAGCAACUGGAUGGGCAUGCCUUGGCAAGAAGAGACCCCCGGCGGGCCCCUAUUAUUCAUAGCAAUGAUGAAAUGGGAUCCCUGCUUUCUCAGGACGAGGAGGAGGAGGAAGAAGGCCAGGUGAUGCCUCAGGAACAUGGCAAGAGGAAGCAGGUCUAUGGCUUGUCCCCAAGUUCUCCCUGUGGUCACCUGCCCAAGUCUGCGUCCAUGAGUGUCAUCGACAGUUACCCAGAUGCAGAUGAAUUUUCUCUUUAUGGUGAUAACGUCAGCCUAGCCAGUCGCUUCAGCAGUGGGAGCUGCGGGCAGCUGGACACCAGCACGGUGGAGGCCGAGGACCAGGUUCACUGGCAGAAGGAAGGGAAUGCUCUGGGGCGCACUCUCAGUUUUCUCAAGAAGAUGACCAGGAAGUCAAAGAACAAAGAAAAAGAAAGGAUGAAGGAAGGCAAAGAUAAAGACGCCCGCUAUACCAACGGGCACCUCUUCAAUUCCAUCACAGUCUCUGGCAUGACCAUGUGUUACGCGUGUAACAAGAGCAUCACCGCCAAAGAGGCACUGAUUUGUCCAACCUGUAAUGUGACCAUCCACAACCGUUGCAAAGACAGCCUACCAAACUGCACCAAAGUCAAGCAAAAGCAACAAAAAGCCGCCUUGCUGAAGAACAGUUCAGCGUUGCAGACGGUCUCCCUCAGGAACAAAACCAUCACACGGGAGCGUCCCAAUUCUGCCAUUUACCCGUCAGAGAGUUUCCGGCAGACCUUGCUGGGAUCCCGCCGAGGCCGUCCUACCUUGUCGCUCUCCAAAAGUGUCUCCACCACAAACAUUGCAGGGAGCUUCAACGACGAAUCCCCGCUGGGCAUCCGGAGGAUCCUCUCUCAGUCCACCGACUCCCUGAACAUGCGCAACCGGACCUUGUCCGUCGAGUCGCUCAUUGACGAAGGAGCUGAGGUCCUUUAUAGCCAGUUGAUGAGUGACUUUGAGAUGGACGAGAAGGAUUUCGACGCGGAUUCCUGGAGUCUAGCCGUGGACAACAGCUUCCUGCAGCAGCACAAGAAGGAAGUCAUGAAGCGCCAAGACGUCAUCUAUGAGCUGAUCCAGACAGAGCUGCAUCACGUCCAGACCCUGAAGAUCAUGACCAACCUCUUUCGCAAGGGGAUGCUGGAAGACCUGCAGAUGGACGCCUCGGUGGUGCAGAGCAUGUUCCCCUGCGUGGACGAGCUCAGUGAGAUCCAUGGCAGCUUCCUGGCCCGACUUUUGGAACGCCGGAAGGAAUCUCUGGCCGACGGCAGCCCCAAGAAUUUCGUAAUCAACCGCCUGGGAGACAUUCUGAUCCAGCAGUUUUCAGGCCCUACUGCCGAGCAAAUGAAGAAGGCCUACUCAGAGUUCUGCAGCCAUCACACCAAAGCUGUCAAGCUGUACAAAGAGCUCUUCACUCGGGACAAGCGGUUUCAGCAGUUCAUCCGGAGAUUGUCACGCUCAUCGGUGCUUCGGCGGCACGGGGUGCAAGAAUGCAUCCUGCUCGUCACGCAGCGCAUCACCAAAUAUCCUGGGCUCAUUGAUCGAAUCCUGCAAAACUCCAAAGGGAAUGAAGUGGAUCAGAAAGAUCUGAAAACAGCCUUGACUCUGGUCAAAGAACUGCUCUCGACCAUUGACCAGGAAGUGCACAAUCAGGAGAAGAACGCGCGGCUGCAGGAAAUCUACGGCCGGGUGGAUGGGCGGACCAAGGCCCACCUGCCCUGGGAGCGGGGGCCCUUCAGCAAGGAGGAGAUGCUGCGGCGCAAGCUGGUCCACGACGGCUGCAUGCUCUGGAAAACCCCCGCAGGGCGCUUCAAAGAUGUCUUGGUGGUUCUGAUGACAGACGUUCUCAUCUUCCUACAGGAGAAGGACCAAAAGUACAUUUUUCCCACCCUGGACAAGCCAACAGUCAUUUCCAUCCAGAACCUGAUUGUCCGUGACAUUGCGAAUCAGGAGAAGGGCAUGUUCCUGAUCAGCAGCACCCCGCCUGAGAUGUAUGAGGUUCACGCUGCAUCGCGUGAUGACCGCAACACCUGGAUGAAGGUCAUCCAGCAGAGUGUCAAGCUCUGCCCUCACCGGGCUGAAUUCCCUCUCAUUGAGACCGAGAGUGAAGCCUCUCUCAGGAAGCUGAAGGACAAGAUUCAGCAGUGUGACCAGGAGAUUGGGGUGCUUCUCAAGGAGAAAGCAGAACUCUUUGCAGACCUUGUGGCUCUCCAGAGCGGCAGGGAAGAUGGCCCCCUGCCCUGGGGGAACCCCCGCACUCUCUUCCGCACCGAGUCAUCGGACCCCCCGCAUGGAGAGAAGCUGGUCCAGGAGGCCAUCAGAGAAGUGGAAGUCUUGAAAGAUCUCGUCGUGGGAUCCAGCUGGGACCUAGAGCAGAACCACACACAGAUGCCCAGCAGCUGCUCCAGCCCAAACCCCAGUAACGCCACCAACGGGGAGACUGGAAGUACGAACGACGCUCUCGAGUUUGCCCGGGUUGAGGCGGAUUCAAACCAUCGGGAUGGAAAUGGCAACCAGUUGCAGCCCAAAGGAGUGCAGGAGGAGAUGCUCCAGCGCCUCAAGAGUCUGUAUUCUCUACUCCAUGGACUGCAGGGCAUCGUGGCGCAUCAGGACUCCCUCCUGGCCUUCCAGGCGCCCGAGGCCGUGGAACGCCAGCGCGAACGGCUGAGCCGCAGCAACUCCUGCAAGGAGGCCCCCCCGGCCGACCAGCACAGCACGGAGCUCGCCCUCUUGCAGAAGCAGCACGCUCUCUUGCAGCAGGAGCUGAACCGCUGCCGGCAGCUGGGCCAGGAGAAGGCCCAGGAGGUGGCUAGUCUGGAGGCCCGGCUGCGGGAGAGCGAGGGCGAGAGGCAGCGGCUGGAGCGAGAGGCGGACGAGGCCCGGAGGCAGCUGGCCGCGCCCCGGGUGCCCCUGGAAGCCGUCUGGGUCCGGAAGGCGGCUGAGCCCCGGAGGCGCAGUUUGCCUGCCGGAGAUGCUUUGUACCAAAGCUUCAACCCUCCUCCACAGCAGAACCGAGGGGGGGAGCCCCUCUCGCCCGGCUGCCAUUCCCUGCACCGGACCUUCUCCAGUGGCCAGCGGGAGGAAGCGUCCUUCCCGGGCGUCCCUGCUCGACUGCAGGAGGAGGCAGAGGAGCAUCUGCAGGUGCUGAUGGAGGAGGAGGGCCUGGGCAACUCCCGCUCUCCCCCAUCCAGCCCCAGAGAUUUCCAAAGGAUGCAGGACAUUCCGGAAGAGGUGGAGAGCAUCCAGGAAUCCAACGCUGGUGACGGAGACCUCCUGGGCAGUUAGAUGGUGCCAAGGGGGGGAGCUGCCUCCCAGAGCCACUGAGGACCACGGGCUCCCCUGCCGGUUCCCCCCCCCUCCCCUUGCCCCUUUUUUUCCAUCAAAGUCACACCAGGGUGUUUCAGGGACUUGAAAGACCGCCCCAUGUGAACUUUGGGGAGGGGGACGGUAGAGGAAAAGCAGGCCCCAAGAGUGGGUGAAGGGCAGUCCGUUGCGUUGCCCAUCCCCAGGGACCCUCGCUAUGGAUGGCUGUUGACAAACGGUCACGGAUGCACAAAGGGGUAGUAGGAACCUUCCUUUCUCUCACUCCUGUUGAUGGGUUCAGGCGGGGGUCUCUGGGGACCACAAAGGCCGCCGGACCUGGCGCGCUCGGCUGAUUCGGACCCUCACCACUCCUACUGUACUUCCUGAAGUUUAUUUUUUUUUUAUUUAUUUUGGAAACGGGUGGAAGCUGGCCCAUCCCGAUGGAAGAUGAGUUUUAAAUUAUUGUUGUUCUUUUUAAGUUGUUUCUGCUUUUGUUUAAAAUUUUUCAGGGGUCUCUAUGAACAUUCAGGGCAGAAAAGUAGUGAGAUUUCUGGUCAGCCCCUCUACCUUAAAAGAGCAAAGAGAAAGUCAACCAAGGGGAUUCUUACAUUAGGUGCAACUCGGUCAAUUUGGUGCUCCGGACUCGUUUUUCAGCUUCACAAGCUGCUCUCCUGCUAAUCAGGUUUGUUUAGUUGAGGGAGCUUUUCCUUUUUGAAAUCCAGCAUUUCCCUUGAAAAGAGGAGUUUUGACUGACUUCUUGCUCUCCCCCAAGAGAGAAAUUUGUUACCAAACAUCAAACUCUUGACUUGUUGCCCACGGCUUAAAGGACAUCUAACUCGUUCGGCUUUAAGGGAACGGCCUGCAUUUUGAAUCUCUAAACUUACUAUAUCGGUUUGGGGAAAAUAGAUCCCAGAGAGAUUUGGGGUCUAUAGAAAUGCAGAUGUUCCACAAAUGAGUACUUAAUGCCUGUGUGGAAAGGAUGUCAUAAAUAUGACCGGUUAAAAAUAAAAAAACGGGAUAUUUUUUUGCAACCUAAAUUGCAGUGAAGCCGUUCCUUCCUUCCACAAUUUAGAUUGUGCUAUGAAAAUUCAGAGUUUUUUUUUAUUAUUUGGGGUGGGGGGGGAUUAGGAGGAAAGGCACAAUUUUGGGGAUUUUUUAACCACGUUUUUUAACCAAAGCUCAGUGGGUUUUUUUUUUUUCAUUAAAAAUACAUAUCAGGGAAAACAUCAGGGAUUAGAAAUUUGAGUUUGAAAUUGGCCGGAAUUCUAGCUUGAUUGGAAAUAAAAUUAGAUGUGAUUUUUUUUUUUUUUACACAUUGCCAUUGACACAACUUGCACACCCGCUGAGCUUAUGGCCCGAAACAAAUGGAGGAAAAGGGAGGCCAUUUUCUCAAAACGUUGGUUUUGAUCACUCCUUGAGACACUCAUCCCGAGAACAAGUUCCCCCAUCGGAAGAAAUGAAAAAAAAAAAAGCACAAGAAGCAAUUGUGCAAAUUGCAAAUGGGGUCUCUCUCCUCCUUGUGCAAUUAAAAAAACAAAAUCGCCACUUCUCUUUAAGCUGCUAUUCUGGUCGAUUCCAUCCCAAUUUCUACGAAGAAUAAAUGUGUGAAAAGGAAGAGCCCCCAACAUCCUCCACCUUUCUCUACGGAACCGCCCUCCGAUCUAUAUUUUCUCUCGCUUCAGCCGUUUUUAAAAUUCCUUUUCAGCCCUUAAAAGGAGAUUUUUCUUUUACCGAUUUAAAAAAAAAACAAACCCAACCUCCUGCUAUUCUGACCAGUAACACCGCUUAACAGAAAAGGUUAAAAAAGAAAGAAUGUGCCACGAAGGACUUUUUUUUUAAAAAAAAGAAAAACAACACAGGAGAGUGAUUUUUUUUAAAUAAAUGUAUAUGAAGAUCAAAAAAAAAUGGUUUAUUGUUUUCCUGUUGAUUUAACUUGUAAAAGAAAAAAAAUGGACCAGAAAAGUUUAAUUAAAGAUAUGAAAAGCAA
Messenger RNA from Crotalus tigris (Tiger rattlesnake), 5785 nucleotides. RefSeq names its product Rho/Rac guanine nucleotide exchange factor 2 (gene ARHGEF2). Gene Ontology annotation, cellular component: ruffle membrane; cytoskeleton. The coding region runs from base 166 to 3780 and encodes 1204 amino acids. Gene Ontology annotation, molecular function: guanyl-nucleotide exchange factor activity; microtubule binding. Lineage: Eukaryota; Metazoa; Chordata; Lepidosauria; Squamata; Viperidae. The record is from RefSeq and is a predicted model, not a curated record. Gene Ontology annotation, biological process: cell morphogenesis; positive regulation of neuron differentiation; actin filament organization. The transcript has 27 exons.